Molecule: messenger RNA, 1870 nt
Organism: Megalobrama amblycephala (Wuchang bream)
Lineage: Eukaryota; Metazoa; Chordata; Actinopteri; Cypriniformes; Xenocyprididae
Gene: henmt1
Product: HEN methyltransferase 1
Exons: 6
Coding region: 449-1678 (409 amino acids)
Biological process (GO): piRNA processing; RNA methylation; siRNA processing
Cellular component (GO): nucleus; cytoplasm
Molecular function (GO): RNA methyltransferase activity; O-methyltransferase activity
Source: RefSeq, a predicted model, not a curated record
GAUUCAAAACACGAAUUACAACUGACUACGACAAGUAACUGCAAAUGAAUAAGCCAAUUAACAAUAAUGUAAAUUAAUAUCAUAAUAUUGUUGCAGUAUUCCUUGUUGCUGUGCCAAAUGCUCGUAAUGGACAAUUUUUCUUAGCGGAAACUUUAGGCUAUUGUUCAAGUAAGAUAAAAUAAUUAAAAUAAUAUUUUCCAUCAAUUUAUUAAUUUUGUAUGUGUGCAUUUUAUCCCUGACAGAAUGGGGAUGAAAUUAUAAUCAAAUAGUUUCAUAUGGAAACAGUUCACGGGACCAAACGAUAUUUUGCCGCUCAACGGUCCAAAAUAUUUUUUUAAAAAUGCAUUUGCUUUAAUGGCCGCUGGUAAACACUGAUUGAGUGUGUUUGAGUAAAGCACUAAAAGGAUUCACGCAGCUGAGCUGAGGCAUCACCUCGAUUUUGUGUUUAAUGAGGAGGACUGACAGCCGAGCAGUCCUGACCGAGACACUCACCAUGACCACACCGUUUUCUCCCCCGCUGUACAUGCAGCGAUACCAGUUUGUUAUCGAUUACGUGCAAACCUACCGACCUAGAAAGGUCAUCGAUUUCGGAUGCGCUGAAUGUCGCUUACUGAAAAAACUGAAGUUUCAUCGCAACGGUAUACAGCUACUAGUGGGAGUUGAUAUCAACAGUGUCGUCCUCCUGAAAAGAAUGCAUACAUUGGCUCCACUUGUGAGUGAUUAUCUUCAGCCAAGUGACGGGCCUUUGACCAUUGAGUUGUACCAGGGGUCUGUCACAGAGCGGGAGCCGUGCACCAGAGGAUUUGAUCUUGUGACAUGUGUUGAGCUAAUCGAACAUCUGGAGCUUGAGGAGGUGGAGAGCUUUUCAGAGGUGGUAUUUGGGUACAUGGCACCAGGUGCCGUGAUUGUCAGCACACCCAAUGCAGAAUUCAACCCUCUGCUGCCGGGCCUGAGAGGCUUCAGAGACUGUGAUCACAAAUUCGAAUGGACCAGAGAUGAGUUUCAGACUUGGGCUCACCGAGUUUGUAGAGAAUAUGGUUACUCUGUGCAAUUCACUGGAGUUGGAGAAGCUCUUGGCCACUGGAGAGAUGUGGGAUUCUGCACACAGAUUGGUGUGUUCCAGAGGAAUUUUGAUGGGAUAAAUUGGUCCAUGAGCAAUGCUGAACGCUUGGAACCUUCAGUGUACAAGCUGUUAUAUAAGGUGGUGUAUCCGAGCCUGUGUGAUAACAACAUCUACCAAAAGACUUUGGUUAAUGAGGUUCUGUAUGAGGCACAACACCUAAAACAGGAAUGGAUCAGCAGACUGAACAUGGACUCCAACAACAAUGCACAUUUCUAUGGUCCUCCAUUUAUGGAAGCUUUGCAGCAUGGGGAUGCAUGCGAGUUGCAGCCUGUCUACCAGCAGGCCGGCAGCAUUUGCGUACCCUUGAUGCGUGUGUGGUUCAGCCCCAGAGUGAGAGCACUGUGUGGGAGUGUGCAGCGUCUCAGGGAGGAACUGCGGGAGGAUGAGAGGGUGAGGAUGAGCGCCGAUGGAAUGGUGGUAAACCUGCCUGCCGAUGAUGAGGAAGAGGUGGAGGAAGAAAAAGAAGAAGAGGAGGAUAUGAAAACAGAAUCAAGUGUAUCAAAAAGUGUGGAAGAGGACUGGGAUAGGGAGCUUGGGGGUUACGGAGGUGUAUAACAGAUCCGGAAAGCUCUGUAACCAAAAUAUAAAAAAAGAAAGCUGCACUUUACAAGGUGUUUGUUCGUUUUUGACCAUAUUGUGUAGGCUCGUCUGAAGGACAUAUUUAGAUAAUAUGCCCAAAUCUGUGAUCAACUGGAAAUGUUCUUGAGAAGACAACCAAUAAACGUCAUUAAAAAUGCAAAUAUGUGA